Messenger RNA from Saprolegnia parasitica CBS 223.65, 712 nucleotides. RefSeq lists its product as hypothetical. Gene Ontology annotation, molecular function: deubiquitinase activity. Gene Ontology annotation, biological process: protein deubiquitination. The record is from RefSeq and is a predicted model, not a curated record. The transcript is spliced from 4 exons. Bases 1 to 624 code for a protein of 207 amino acids. Lineage: Eukaryota; Oomycota; Saprolegniomycetes; Saprolegniales; Saprolegniaceae.
AUGGCGAAGAAGGGGAAGACGGCCGUGAUCCUCAACGUGUACGACCUCAUGGAGGCGAAUGCGUACACCCAUGGCCUCGGCCUUGGGGCCUUCCACUCGGGCGUCGAUAUCGCCGGCGACGAGUACUCGUUCGCCGGCGGCGCAGGCAUCUUCACGUGCCGGCCCAAGCAGGCCGACGGCGCCGUCUUCCGCGAGUCCAUUCCCAUGGGCUACUUUGAAGGCUCGUCCAACGACGCUCGACAAGUCCUCGACGAGCUGCGGUCCGAGUUUCAAGGCCAUCAGUACAACCUCCUGACAAAGAACUGCAACACAUUUUCCAACGAGCUUUGUCUACGACUCCUUGGCGUUCCGAUUCCAGCUUACGUGAACCGCAUGGCGUACCUCGGGUCGUUCUUGAGCUGUCUCUUGCCGCGCGAGCUCACAGGUCAAGCGCCAGUCGAGGCCGACUCGACACCUACAACCGCCAACACCCCGCGGGCCUCGUACACGUCGUUUGGCGGCUCGGGCAUCUCGCUCCGUGGCACUGCACCCAGCACCGACACGGACGAAGACAUGGAGGUGCGCCGAGAGAAGCGACGCCUUGCUGCCAUGCGCCGCAUUGAGCUCAUGCAGGAAAGCUCCUGAGGGUUCUAUUAAACUACUCACAACGUCAUCUCGACGAUGCCCCAUCUACAGUCUACGUAGUCGUCUGCAGGUCGGCGUUUGGCUUCGA